ACCGACGCCAGAGGGCGGUGCAUACUGGGUGAUGAAGUUCCCUUGAAAGUGCGCACGAGUGCAUUUUGAGCGCACAAAAUCAUGUCUUUAACCAGCUCUAUUUCCAUCCCGCUGCUUUUGCUUUUAUGUGCUGUUUUAUUGUCAGUUACUGACGCAGAAGAGUGCGAAGUGUGUGUGGGGUUUUUGGGUCGGCUUUAUAACUCACUGGUGAUCAGACACACAGAACUGUCCCCAGAGCUGGUGGAGGAGGGCCUGAACAGAGCCUGCGCCGAGACUACUGGGAAAGAGAAUCGGCUUUGUUACUACCUGGGAGCUUCCAGUGAUUCUGCAGCCAAAGUGACAGGUGAGGUGAUUCGCCCCCUCAGUGCACAUGUUCCUGUCCACAAAAUCUGCCAGAGGCUUCAGCGCAGGGACGGCCAGAUCUGUGAGCUCAGAUAUGAGCGUCCGGUUCUUGACUGGAGCAGAGAAGCUUUGUCUAAAAUGCGAGUGUUGGAGCUGAAGAGAGUCUUGGCCUCAUGGGGAGAAGAUUGCAGAGCCUGUCUGGAGAAGAGUGAAUUUAUCGCCCUCAUCCAGGAGGUGGCCCCCAAACACAGCUCUGCACAGUACAGAACACACACGGAGGAGUUCUGAGGGCCUCCUCGUGCAGCUCCAUGCUGGAGACACAGAGUUCUAAGGAGAGGGCCUCCCUGUGCAGCUACAUGCUAGGGACACACAGGAGGGGCAGCACGUGCAGCUACUCUCAGGGACACUUUUGAAAAUGCACCGAGACUCCUAACUUACAAUGCUUUUUAUAAUGUUAAUUGCGAGUAGCCUGUGCAAUAUGUGCACAUUUCCCCAGUGUCUCAUUCUCCUUUACCACUGUAAGCAUUUUCACCCGCACACUCAAAAUAAAUGACUAAGCUUUA
Molecule: messenger RNA, 905 nt
Organism: Danio aesculapii
Lineage: Eukaryota; Metazoa; Chordata; Actinopteri; Cypriniformes; Danionidae
Gene: cdnf
Product: cerebral dopamine neurotrophic factor
Exons: 4
Coding region: 82-630 (182 amino acids)
Biological process (GO): neuron projection development; dopaminergic neuron differentiation
Cellular component (GO): endoplasmic reticulum
Source: RefSeq, a predicted model, not a curated record